AAUAACAAACUCUCUCAGUCGCUGAUUUUGAAAUUUAAACUUCAGAGCAGAGUAGUCUCACUGUAUAUUGCCCUUGAGGGAGAAGAGAGAAAGAGCGACGAAGAGGAAGAAUGAGGGGAGAGAAGAAGAUAACUCUGGAGGAAUACGUUGAUUUCAUGAACUCUGGAAACUACAUCGACUUCACCUGCUCCUACCUCAAUCAGAUCCUUCACAUCAAUGGUUUCCGAAAGCUUCACAAAUCCAAUAAGAAAACUGUAGGCGAAGCAGUAGACGCAGUGGAUCUGAUAGAUCUCUCACGCUCAACUCUGAAUCAAACCUCCGUCUCGUCGUCAUCAGCUUCCCUCACUCUCGAUCAAGUGAUCACCGACAUCGAAGCUCUCAAAUGGCAGGAGUGCUGCCUCACCUCUCUCCAGAUCGUCAACUCCGAUCAAGUCACUCGAUCAGUGGAAGCCAAUAUCCCCAAGCAGCGAUCGAACAAGAGGAAGAUCGGAAACCAAAAGAAGAAGAGGAAAAUGCGAAGAGCUUCAGAUCUAUGAACGAAAGCAGCAGCAGCAGCAGCAGCUAAUGAUACCUCCUACGAAGACGACGACGUAACCACUCUGUGAAAAUUUCUAAUUACAGUUUAUUAAGCUUCCUUAAUCUCACGUUUGCAACAGAUAUAUGCAUUAUACUAGAAAUAUUAUAUGACUAGUGAACAAUCUCAUAUAACGAGGAGUAUUAUAUGACUAGUGAACAAUAUUAUAUGACAAGAUGAAAGCAUUUGGGAAAUACAGCCAAUUGUGUUUGUUUUCUGUCCUUCUGCGGAGUAUAAAAUUUAAGAACAUUUUAUGUAUGAGAUUUAUGUAUUCACUCUUCAUU
Molecule: messenger RNA, 858 nt
Organism: Raphanus sativus (radish)
Lineage: Eukaryota; Viridiplantae; Streptophyta; Magnoliopsida; Brassicales; Brassicaceae
Exons: 3
Coding region: 111-536 (141 amino acids)
Source: RefSeq, a predicted model, not a curated record